This is a messenger RNA of Daktulosphaira vitifoliae (grape phylloxera), 1595 nucleotides long. RefSeq lists its product as uncharacterized. The record is from RefSeq and is a predicted model, not a curated record. The transcript is spliced from 7 exons. Lineage: Eukaryota; Metazoa; Arthropoda; Insecta; Hemiptera; Phylloxeridae. The coding region runs from base 118 to 1182 and encodes 354 amino acids.
ACAAUAAUAGUUUAUUUUCUAUGGAAAUUUUAGUCUAAACAUUCAUUAUUUAAUUAUUUUUCUUUAGUACAAUUUAAAGAGUAAUUAAUAGUGUUUUUAUUCCUAUAAAAUAUAAUAAUGCCACAAAAAAAAAGCCUAUUUAGUAAAUUUAUAAAUUUUAUAAGAAAAGUAUGUCAAACGAAGAAUAAAAAAAAUUGUGCUAAUAUCAAGAGAACAAAUGCAAAAGUUGCUGCGAGUGGAGACUCGUUACAUCCGAUAGUGCCAUCGAAGGGUACUACUGAUGAAAGGAAAAUUGAUAAGAUUCAAGACUUUUCAGGAGAAUCUAACCAGUAUCUUAUAAAAAAUGGUAGCGUACGAGUAAAACGCGAGAAUGGACAAAGAACUAUGGUCUACCAAAUAACCGACUUAAAGGAAUCAAUAAAACGUGAAAUUUUAAAUGACCCAAAAUUGGAAAUCAUCAUUCGAAAUCAGAUUCAAGAUUUAACGUCCGAAUUUAUCCAGGAAAUUGUUCAGAAUUGUUUAAGGGAGUCUACCGAUUACUUGAUCAAAAAUAGUAGUAGUCCAGAAAAAUGCAAGGAAGAAGAAAUAAAUAUGAACGAAAAACUAACCAAGUUAAAGGACUUAAGGCAAAUUAAUGAUUUUAUUCCUCUAGCUCCGUCACUAUUCCAAACUCUACCAACGCUUUUAAAAGCAGAUGAUAAUAUUAAAAACAAAAGUAAUAUUGAUAGACCAGCUUUACCAAUUAAUCUUAUGAAUGAAAUUAAACACGGUGUGGAAUUGAAGCCGGUAAAGCCAGUGGUCAAAGUAUUAGAAAAACCAAAUAUAGAUGAAAAAAGCCUUCAAGGAAUGAAUCCAUUGAAUAGUACUUAUUUUAUUCCUCCAGCUCCGCCACUUUUCCAAACUCUACCAACGCAUCCAAAAGUGGAUAACAAUACUACUAGCAAAGGUAAGAUUGAUAGACUCGCUCUACCAAUGAAUUUAUUGGAAGAAAGGAAACGUGGCUUCAAAUUGAAGCCGGUGAAGCCAGUGGAUAAAGUCAUAGAAAAAGCAAAGUUAGAUGAAAAUGAACUUGGAAGAAUGAACCCAUUAGAUAUGGCCAUGUUCCAUCGGAUAAAUAUGAUGUCGAGCAGUUCUAGCUCCGACUCUUCAUCAGAAAACUCGUCUCAAGAUGAAUGGGAUUAACCAAAUAAAAAUUAAUCGAAAAGAAAAACAUGGAUAAAUAAUAUUAUAAUUAAUAAGUCAACCGCUCUGGAGCAUAGUAGGAGGGUAAUCAAAAGGUGACUUAGAUGAGCUGAGGAUGCCGGUUUGUCUAAUGCGGACAGACAACUGGACACAAACGGAUCAUUCGUUGACUUUGUACUUACUAUGUUUUCAAAACCAGAAUCAUUAACCAAUUGCUAACUGCGACGUUCGAGGUUUUUGAGAGAAACUUUUUAAUUGCAUAUUUAAAAUUAUUAUCCAUACUAAUCUUUUCGAAUUUUUUUUUUUUUGUAAUCAAUGUAGUGUUAAGAUUUUUUCUAGUAAAAAAAUAAUUAAAAAUAUAAGGAGUUGUUUAAUUACGAUUUAUUUUACUUGUAUUUGAAUUCUAUUAAACU